Molecule: messenger RNA, 1406 nt
Organism: Meloidogyne enterolobii
Lineage: Eukaryota; Metazoa; Nematoda; Chromadorea; Rhabditida; Meloidogynidae
Source: the annotation of a GenBank genome assembly
GUGUAUACAUAUUCUUUUUAUUUUACAGAUCUUUAAGUGAUCUGAUGAGAGAAGAUAAAAGUGACCGCAAUUCCAAAAGGAGUCGAGAUCCUCAACUUUCUGAACGAGACAGAAAAACGGCUGUUCGACGCUCGUCCUCCAGAACUCGUGAAUUACGUAGUAAGCAAACGUCGCGUCAUGAGGAUGAACGCAAACGGGCAAUAAGUGGCAGAGGUGAAAAAGAAACUGGCCGCGAUAGCACACGCAACAGACAAGAUGGUAGACGGAAACGAAGCCCAAGUCCCAAUAUGGCAUCUACUCGUGGUGGAAGAACGCGUGUUGAUAACAAUGGACGUUCUAAGCGUGACGCUCCUGAGGCUAAGAGGGAGCGAAAAGAAGCUGAAAAAGAUCUGGUUCGAGGUACAGAUUCGUCACAAUUUGCUUUUGGUGGUAAUGAAGUUCAGCAAUAUGAUAGUGCAAUAGCAAAUGGAGGGUUUGGUAGUAUUGACUUUCAAUCGGGCUUUGCAAAUUCGGGGUUUUCAAAUACAAAUUUCGCGGAUUCAGGAUUUCGUAAAAAUGUUGGAAUGGAUGAAUUUAACCGUGGUGGCAAUCAAUCCAAGCCCAGGAUACUUGCUCCAAAUAAUGGUGGAAGAGAAGGCAAUAAAGAAAUUCCUGCAGAUGCUCCCAAGUUUACUGUCAACGAACUUUCCGCAGAAUCCAUUAAACGAGAACAUACGCAGAAAGGCGCAAAUCAAAGACGAUUUUUACCUAAUCAUGGCACUUUUGGAAUGAAACGUCAAUAUGCUGGUAUAAGAAGCGCCGCUACAUUUACUGGUGCACCGAGAAUGCAACAACAAAAACAUGGUCGGAUGUUUGAUGGUUCCAAUCCUACUGCUAGAACUAUUCAACCUACUGAAAAGGCGGAAAGAAGCAAAUCCGAAACUGAACAGGCUCCUGUGCCUCGUGGAAGGAAUUACUUCAUUCAUGAUCAUCGUGAUACAGCGUUUGUCAAUCAACGCAAUCAAAACAAUAUUCGCUUUGGACAACAAGGAAGAGGAAGACCAGCUCCAACUGGAUGGCGUAAUUUUGGUGAUAGAGAAGGAAAUGUUGACGAGGCUAGUUUUGCAAUUCAAAGUUAUGGGAGAGGUGGUGGGGGUGUCGGAGCGCCAACUCGUGGAGGCUUUGCCAAAGGAGGUUUUGGCAAUUGGCGUUCCAAGGCUGAUGAAGAUUUAAUAUGGAAACAUGACAAAUAUGUAGAGGUAUCGCAAGACGAAGCCAACACAAAAUUGGAAUUGGUGGAUGAAGUUGGUAUUGAACCACAAGAAGAAAUCUUUAAUAAGAAACGACCGCAAGAAGGUGAGAGUCGACAUCGCUACCAAGACGAAAGUUUUGAUUAUGAAGUUGAAGAGCUUGCAGUUUAUGAUUAA